AUGUCUGAUAUAGCUCAGAUUUUUGACCCCUUGGGACUCUUGGGCCCAUGUAUCAUUUUAGGAAAAAUUCUUCUUCAAUCACUUUGGUCCUUAAAGCUUGACUGGGAUGAGUCUCUUCCAGCUACAAUAGACAAUCAAUGGCGGCAAUUACGGCAAGAGCUACCAGUACUUAACAUUUUAAAAAUACCCAGAUUUGUUUCAAAUACGUCAAUCGUUAAGUUGGAGUUACACGGAUUUGCCGAUGCCUCUUUACAAGCAUAUGGCGCAUGUCUAUACAUUCGUAGUCUAUCUUCCAGCGGAGAGAUUCAGGUAAGGCUUUUGACAGCUAAAAGCAGGGUUAGUCCUCUAAAAUCGUUAACAAUUCCAAGAUUAGAACUGUGCGGUGCUCUCUUGUUAGCUCAGCUAGUUGAUCGAGUGAAAAAUUCAAUGACUUUUACUUUUGAUGAUAUAUUUCUUUGGUGCGAUUCCACUGUCUCUCUUGCCUGGAUUCGUACUUCUCCAAGUACUUUGCAAGUCUUUGUUCAAAACAGAGUCGCUCAAAUACAAAGGUUAAUACAACCUAACCAAUGGCAUCAUGUUCGAACCGCCGACAAUCCUGCAGACUUUCUUUCCCGAGGUAUUUUGCCUAGCGCUCUUUUGGAUUGUACUGUGUGGUGGAAUGGCCUACAAUGGCUUAGCCAACCUAAAGAUCAAUGGCCCUAUUCUGCAGCUACUUUUGAAGGAGAACUCCCAGAAGCAAAGGAUUUAUCUGAUACUCCUAGAUACCUUAUUACGAUUUCUCAAAAGGAUGAUUUUGCAAAAGAAAUUCAAACGUUAGAAAGGAGUCAUGCGUUGCCAAGGCAUUCUAAGCUUCUUUCUCUAAAUCCUUUUCUAGACGAUGAGGGUAUUUUACGUGUUGGUGGACGUCUUAGUCAAUCAAAUUUUAGUUUUGAUGUCAAACAUCCAAUCCUUCUUUCAUCCAAGCACCAUCUUACAAAAUUGCUUUUUAGACACGAGCAUCUAAGAUUAUUCCAUGCUGGACAACAACAACUGCUUUAUUCAAUUCGUCAACGUUAUUGGCCACUGGCUGGUCGCAAUUUAGCUAAACAAACUGUUCAUUCCUGCAUAAAAUGCUACCGCUGCAAACCACUGCAACCUUCUCCAAUCAUGGGUAAUCUUCCAAAAGCGCGUGUUACUCCUGCUCCACCCUUUUAUAAUACUGGCAUAGACUACCCAGGUCCAGUAUAUUUGAGUUCAAAAAAGGGAAGAGGAGCCUAG
Sitophilus oryzae (rice weevil) is the source of this 1257-nucleotide messenger RNA. RefSeq lists its product as uncharacterized. Bases 1 to 1257 code for a protein of 418 amino acids. The record is from RefSeq and is a predicted model, not a curated record. NCBI's taxonomy places the organism in Eukaryota, Metazoa, Arthropoda, Insecta, Coleoptera, Curculionidae. The transcript is spliced from 2 exons.